Messenger RNA from Fomitopsis serialis, 741 nucleotides. RefSeq lists its product as uncharacterized. Lineage: Eukaryota; Fungi; Basidiomycota; Agaricomycetes; Polyporales; Fomitopsidaceae. The record is from RefSeq and is a predicted model, not a curated record. The transcript has 4 exons. The coding region runs from base 172 to 624 and encodes 150 amino acids.
CAGAGUACUCGAGCGUGCGGUACCCAUGUUCGAGUGGGUGUUGUCCGACCUUGCACGCGAGACACAGCUGCCGACGCGAAUGGAUCUAAAGGAGCGCAGAAGGAGCGCAGGUUUCCGACUUGUAUAUGGGAUGUUGAAGAGCUGGGCCUUCAAGAAGAGGAACAGGAGGCUAUGGACACCGAAGUUCGCCGCCUCGAGCUAGCGAGAAAUCCUGAUGAUCCGUGGGUUGACUACUACCGGCAACUCAAGUCCGUCCACUUAUACAAGCAACCCAAGACAUGGCCGGAUAGCAAGCUGGCGUACGAUGGCGGCUUGGACCAAAUGAACAAAAGCAUAAAUCUGCAGGGUCAAACAUUGCAGAUUAUCGUCAAGCUGGCAAAUAUUGUCCUGACCCCGGACAAGCCUGAGUACGAUGGCGGAAAGUGGUACGUAGAAGCUAUCGUCGCAACAUUGAUAUACUAUUAUGACUGUGAAAACAUGUCGGAAUCGACUCUUUCCUUCCGCAACGCCGUCAACGAGCCUCGGUAUCACGGUCAGGACGACAGCUAUUGCAGACAGGGAGGUGCACGGACCGGCGGGCGAGAAUGCGGACCAGCGAGUGGGCGAGAGUCGCCGGGUAUGUAGGCGGGUCAACUGUGAGUAGACAGAAUGAUGGCGCGACGUACAAUGUUAGAGACGUCCUGUACACAAUUCGGUGAUGACGGACCCAAUAACCAAGCACAUGGGCUAGCGCUCAAGCUC